Messenger RNA from Limulus polyphemus (Atlantic horseshoe crab), 639 nucleotides. Its product is annotated as activated RNA polymerase II transcriptional coactivator p15-like. Gene Ontology annotation, molecular function: transcription coactivator activity; DNA binding. The record is from RefSeq and is a predicted model, not a curated record. Bases 108 to 467 code for a protein of 119 amino acids. Gene Ontology annotation, biological process: positive regulation of transcription initiation by RNA polymerase II. Gene Ontology annotation, cellular component: transcription regulator complex; nucleus. The transcript is spliced from 5 exons. NCBI's taxonomy places the organism in Eukaryota, Metazoa, Arthropoda, Merostomata, Xiphosura, Limulidae.
GCAAUUCCAUAUUGUAGAUGUACAGUGAAGAUUGAACAGGCUGUCUCAGUAACGUUAGGCCUUGUCGUGAAUGUUAGUGAUUAGUUUUUUCUGAUUGAACAAAGAUCAUGUCAAGUAAGAAAAGUCGAGCUAGAGCUGCAGCUUCUAGUAGCAGUGAGUCUGAUUCAGAGCCUGUUGAUAAAACUCCCCCUCCUAAGAAAGCUAAGGCAGACAAGAAACCAUCUGCUUCUAACCGUGCCACGGCAAGUUCUAAUCAAGAUAAUGAUUCAAACAUGUUUCAGCUUUCCAAAAUGCGUUUUGUUAAUGUGAGAGAAUUUCGUGGGAAGGUAAUGGUUGAUAUUAGAGAGUAUUAUGAAGCAGAUGGUGACAUUAGACCUGGUAAAAAAGGAAUUUCUCUGAAUAUGGAACAGUGGAAUGCUUUGAAACACCGUAUAGAUGAAAUUGAUGAAGCCAUUAAACAGUUUUAGGUAGUAGUAUUGUUGUUUUGAUCAGAGUGAAAAGACUUUCUGUGAAAGAUAUUUUUUUUUGUCCUGUAAUAUCUAAAGAAAAACUUUAAUAAUACAAAAAUAUUACCAAUUUGGGGUCUUGGACACAUUUUAUUCCUGUAGUUAAACCACACAAUAAAUAUCAGGACUUUGA